UGAGGCAAAUCUUUUCCCUCUGUUUCAAAAAAAAAAACCUCUCUGCUGGCAAGUGGUUUUGCAUAAUUGUAUUGCAUUUCAGCUUUUAUAUACCAGCAGUACAUUUUAGUAGGAUAUUUUCUUGGGAGGAGAGUGAGCUGCUUCCAUAUUUUCCCACCUUCCAUGAGUGCCAACUAUACAUGUGUUCUCCAACACUACACUUUGGUCGAAUAUUUUCUUCGGGGACAGUGAGCUGCUUGCAUCUUCUUCCUCCUCCCAUGAGUGUCCUCUGCGUGUUUCAACAGUAUCAUGGGCAUUUGUUUACCUCUCUCGAGAAAUUGCAGUACAAGAGCAUUAUUAGCCUAGUAAUAAGUGGCAUCAGCUUUCUCCCUGGACGAUUUCGGGGCUUCAUCCUGGCGUUUUUGACUCAUGAUAUCCCCCUCGAUCUACACGCUCAAUCAAAGGGUGGAACUUUUAACGCCUCCGGGCCCUUGUCCGUGCAUCUUAGCUGAUUUUGGCUUCUCAAUUUGGAUUGCCGCUCUUAACGCUGUUCUGCACCGACGACAGCUCACAGCUGAGUCUCAAGGCUCCUGCAGCUUGUGCAAAUUCAGCAUCUCUCUUCGUAUUCAUUCAUUGUUCUGGCAUCAAAUUUGGACGGUGGGAGGGGCAGUGCUCAGUACUCGCUGUAUGGCGAUGAGGAACCCUCCCCUUCUCCACUAGUAACAACCGGCUAAGUUUCUGGCUUUUUUGCCCUCGAUCACGGACCCUAAAUUUCUUCCAUGGUUUGCAUUUCUUUUCCAGAACACGCACGAGAUGUUGCUCCCUUUCCUGUUGUGUUUAUCUGAUUCAGUGGUAGCUAGUUUUUUCAGUGUUAUUCAUACACUCGCAUAGCCGCGUAGUUUGCAUCCACCCCAACGAAGGCACUUCCGGAGUUUUCAUGUAGAAACACUUGAUUUAUGUAUAGACCAGUGCAGAUUGUGAUGGAAGGAAAGAAGACUUGAAUCAGCGUGGGCAUCUCCGUAAUGCCACCAAGUGGUGAGGCAAUUCUUGAAUCUAUGGCGCACUUGACUUUUCCCGGUCUCCAGUGCACGAUGUUUGCUAGCUUUUCACUUGCAAUAUGCCUAUACUCCCUCCAAUCUAAAAUAAGUGGCAUCGUCUAGGUUCAAAUUUGAACUAAAACCAUGUUGCAAGUGACUGCGCAUAUAACUUUAAAAGUAUUUUGCGAGGCAAAUGCAAGGAUAUUAUUUUUGAAUAUGCAUAAUCCAAUACUUUUGCGCAUACCAGUGAUCAAAGUUUUAAAACAAUGACUGCACAUAUAAUAAUGUGACUCAUGUUUGUACCGGGGCGGAGUAACAUGAUUUCAUUUGUGUUAAAAAAGUAGUACUAUCAUAGCUCUCCCAGUGGAGUUAUAUAUAUAUUCCAAAGAGCUGACAGCUCCAUAAACUAAACUUCCUGCAAAAGAAAGAAGGCCCAUAAACUGAAAACAUGUACAGGGUUCUCAGAAAUCCUGGUGAAGGUGGGGGGCAGAGGUUCAGUUUCCGGUAGGGUUUAAGCAUGUAUAGAUCUGGCUCAUCCAUUGAUUAGUCAUUAACCUCAUUCCGAGCUGGCCCAUGCAGUACGUGGAUGACAGUGGCAUCCGAUCCUCGGGCCGGUCUUGAUUUCCGCGGCACCACCAACUGUAAAAUCUCCAGCUGAUCCGCUGAAUUCAGAGCUCUUUAUAUAUUCUGAUCCGCGGACGUGAUCCAGCUGGUACACGGUUGUUAGCGCGCGGUACCGACAAUUCUAUUCCCUGUACUGUGUGUGCGGCUUCCGUCUUUGCCCUUGCGUCUGUCCGUUGCAUUAGGCUCGCUUAACUUUUUCACUUUGGAGGACAAUCUUUAUGUAAGGCUGCAGGGGUUAGUUGUUCCUUGUUGAGCCUUGCAAGAUAUUGACUGCCAGCUCGCUCCGCCCCGAUCUGCUCCUCCGCAUUUUCCACCCUUUAAGUAAAGCCCCCUUCACCGCUUGCCAAACCUGGCAAUUUAGAAGGCUGGGCAUUCCUUAGAAUGGUUGCAGCAUCACACUGAGAUCAUCAGGUAUCAAGCACAAGAUGUAUUCCCCUCCCUGCUCUGCUGCUGGAAGCAACGGCGAGCGGAGCUUCGCGGCCGGAGCCAACCCGCUUGCUUUGCUCGACCAUGCCAUGGAUUUCGACGAGCACGUCCUUUUUCCUAUGCACAAUGCAGGGAUGCAAGAUGGAGUUCAGUUCUACAAUCCUACUGCUGGUGGUAGUGGUACUGAGCUGAGUAGAAACAUGAGCAUGGAGAAGGGUUUGAAAGGCGGUAAAAGGAAGGGCUCCGGCGAGGGCAGUUCGACGAUGCAUUCACAACAGGAGGAAACCGGUGGCAUGUCUCAGAGAGAGGUCAGCAUGGAGCGCGCUGGCGAGAAGGAAGGUGAUGCUGCUAGCAACAGAGAGGACUACGUGCAUAUCCGGGCGAAGCGCGGCCAGGCGACCAACAACCACAGCCUUGCAGAAAGGUUUCGGAGGGAGAAGAUCAACGAGAGGAUGAAGCAUCUACAAGACCUCGUCCCAGGCUGCAACAAGAAGAUUACAGGCAAGGCCAUGAUGCUCGACGAGAUCAUAAACUAUGUGCAGUCCCUGCAGCGGCAGGUCGAGUUCCUCUCGAUGAAGCUCUCGGCGGUCAGCCCCGAGCUGAACUGCGAUCUCGACCUCCAAGACAUCCUUUGCCCGCAGGACGCCCGCUCCGCGUUUCCGGGAUACGGCCAGCGAUUGGGCAGCGUUCAUCCUAACAGCAAUAUGUACAGGGCGUCGCAGCCGGGCCUCUCGCGUCCUGAACUAUACGGGAACGGGAUCAUCAUCCCAAACCCGGCAAAUGUUCAUAUGGCGAGAGCGGCUCAGCAGCUGUCUGCUUUUCCCCAGAGGAGCAUCGUUUGGGACGAGGAACUUGGCAAUGUUGGUCCGGCUGCCUUCCCGUCGGACGUCGUCGGCGCCAGUAGCUUAGAGAACUCCGAGUCGAUGAAGGUGGAGUAGCUAGCCAGCAAGCUGACGGUUAACCAUGUGCAGAGGCUGCACAGAUCUCCUCGGGCUUUAGCGAGUUUAACUGCUGUCGUUGAGAGGACGAUUCUCUAAGUGUGCGUGUGUGUGACUUUUGUACAGUUUGACUAAGCAGACGGAUGAAAAGCUUGUGGUCCGCUGUGAUGUGCCAUCUCUGCCUGGACUGAAAUUAUUAGUGGUAAUAAUGAUUGGGUUUCAUGAGUUGAUCUA
Molecule: messenger RNA, 3238 nt
Organism: Triticum dicoccoides
Lineage: Eukaryota; Viridiplantae; Streptophyta; Magnoliopsida; Poales; Poaceae
Product: transcription factor bHLH78-like
Exons: 10
Coding region: 2066-3004 (312 amino acids)
Biological process (GO): regulation of DNA-templated transcription
Cellular component (GO): nucleus
Molecular function (GO): protein dimerization activity; DNA-binding transcription factor activity
Source: RefSeq, a predicted model, not a curated record